Thamnophis sirtalis is the source of this 1483-nucleotide messenger RNA. The record is from RefSeq and is a predicted model, not a curated record. NCBI's taxonomy places the organism in Eukaryota, Metazoa, Chordata, Lepidosauria, Squamata, Natricidae.
ACCUUCAGAGAGCUGGAUAUUGAACUCCACCAGGAAUGCACAUAUGAUCAUGUAGAGGUUUACAACGGCAGAGAUGCAAAAGCUUCUGUCCUGGGACGAUUUUGUGGCUCUAAAGAACCAGAUCCUAUCUUCUCUACAAGCAACAGGAUGUUCCUCAAAUUUUUUUCAGACAACUCUAUUCAAAAGAAAGGCUUUGAGGCGACCUACACAUCAGAAUGCGGGGGCCAGAUGCGAGCUGAGGUGAAAACCAAGGAUCUUUAUUCCCACGCGCAAUUUGGAGACAACAACUAUCCUGGGGGUUCAGACUGUGAAUGGGUGAUUGUGGCUGAAGAAGGCUAUGGGGUUGAACUCAUCUUCCAAACGUUUGAGAUUGAGGAAGAGGCCGACUGUGGCUAUGACUACAUGGAGCUAUUUGAUGGCUACGAUGGAACAGCUCCACGUCUUGGACGUUACUGUGGCUCUGGGCCUCCAGAAGAGGUCUACUCUGCGGGUGACUCUGUGAUGGUAAGAUUUCACUCAGAUGACACCAUCAACAAGAAGGGCUUCCAUCUACGGUAUACCAGCACCAAAUUCCAGGACACGCUGCACACACGAAAGUAAUCUCCCAGCUCCCCAAAACCCCUUCAAGUGAGAACGGUCUUCCCUUACUUGAGGGACAGGUUUCCACCAUUUGCAAAAAAGAAAGAAAGAAAGAAAGAAAAUGAAAAGAAAAGAAAUAUAUCCAUGGAGAAAAUUCACAUAAACUGGAAGGAGAAAAUACACAGUACACCUCAGAGUGUGAAUCACUCUCACAGAAAUAAAGGUGCUGUCAGCUGCUCGGGGCCUAUGUGGACUAGGCUCAGGGUUAUUGGGGGAACACUUUGAUUUUUUUUUAAAAAAAGGACGUCCAUUCCUGUGUCUCUUUUCUUGUUUUGACCAGCGUAUCUCCAGGACUAACCACUUUGCGGCUUCCCUCUGACUUUUGUCUCCCCCGAUUCUGAUGCUUUAUGGCAGAGGUGUUCAAACAUGGCCAUUUUAAGACUUGUGGACUUCAACUCCCAGAAUUCCCCAGCCAGCACGGCUUCAUGGUUCACUGGGGAAUUCUGGGAAUUGAAGUCCACAAGUCUUCAAGUGGCUAAGGUUCGACACCCCUGGUGUAUGGUUUAAAAUAAAGCCAUUGUUUUACAAAUUCCACCAAGCAAGUUUUCCACCUUUACAAAUUUCACCAAGCAAGUUUACCGGCAGAAAUGUCGGUACAUACAAAUAGUGGAGAGGCUAGCAGGCUGGCAGAAGCUGUGUCUGUUGUAACGAUGUAAUAAAUACACUUUCUUGUAUUUCUAAGCAGAUGCCCAUCAGCCUCUUUCAAUCUUUACCAUUUGUGAUUUCUUUAAAAAUUCUUUCAUCUCCAACAAAAAGAAAAAAAAAUAUGUAACUUGAAAAAUGUCUUGCUCCUUCUUUCACUAACUUUUUUUAAAUUAAAAUUUGAAUUGAAACAAAAGCAAAA